Messenger RNA from Rhincodon typus (whale shark), 1019 nucleotides. RefSeq names its product juxtaposed with another zinc finger protein 1-like. The transcript is spliced from 5 exons. The record is from RefSeq and is a predicted model, not a curated record. The coding region runs from base 26 to 784 and encodes 252 amino acids. Lineage: Eukaryota; Metazoa; Chordata; Chondrichthyes; Orectolobiformes; Rhincodontidae. Gene Ontology annotation, cellular component: nucleus.
CUGCCGCCUGGACCCAUGUAGCACCAUGACAGGGAUCGCCGCCGCCUCCUUCUUCUCCAAUACCUGCCGCUUCGGGGGAUGCGGGCUGCAGUUCGCGACCCUGGGGGAGCUCAUCGAGCACAUCGAAGACAACCACAUCGAUACUGACCCACGAGUGCUAGAGAAACAGGAACUGCAACAGCCGACAUACGUAGCUCUUAGUUAUGUUAACAGAUUUAUGACUGAUGCUGCUCGCCGGGAACAAGAAUCUCUUAAGAAAAAGAUUCAGCCUAAACUAUCUUUAUCAAUAUCAAGUACCAUUCCUCGAGGAAGUAUUUCUACACCACAACGUCACAAUAGCGGCAGCCUUACUCCACCGGUCACCCCACCUGUUACUCCAUCGUCAUCAUUCCGAAGCAUUACUCCCACAGGAAGUGAAUAUGAUGAAGAAGAAGUAGACUAUGAAGAAUCAGACAGUGAUGAGUCUUGGACCACAGAAAGUGCGAUUAGUUCAGAAGCUAUUCUGAGUUCUAUGUGCAUGAAUGGAGGAGAAGAGAAACCUUUUGCCUGUCCUGUUCCUGGAUGUAAAAAGAGAUAUAAGAGACUGUCUACCUUCUACAUGCCACCAAUCAGGAAUGUGAUGGAAUAUCCCCCCACUUGCCUGAACGAGCGCAGCUCCAACAACACUCAAGAAGCUUGCCACGGUGCAGGACAAAGCAGCCCGCUUGAUUGGCACCAUAUACACAAGCAUCUACUACCAACGCUCAGUAGCAGCAGUGUGCACCAUCUAGAAGAUGCGCUGUAGAAAUUCGUCAAGGCUCCUCAGACAGCACCUUUCAAACCAGGACACUCCCAUCCUGAAGGACAGGAUUACAGAUACAUGGGAACACCGCCACUUGCAUGUUCUCUCCAAGCUGCAAUGAGCUCUGCUAUUCCCUGAGUCAUCACAAAAGUUCUAAAUCUUAAAUGUGCACAGAUUUAACAAUUUAUCUGACCUUCAGCCACUGAUUAAAAAGUUCAGUCCAGGUUUAUGUACUGUA